AUGGACCGUGAUCUCCCACCGCCGUCAUACGAAGAGGCCAUUCGCCAAGAACCCGGGAAUGGCAACGACCACGGCCACGGUUACAAUCAAGGACGACUUUCUCUAGAACUCCAAGGCGAGCUGAUACGCGACCUAUCAACCGGCCGUGUUUUAUACAAACUAAGCCGGCAGGUAACAAGUCUCCCGAAACCGGGGGCGAACAACUCAUCGUCGGUGACGUUCGAGCGAGUAGAAUACAGCACCACCACACCAGCAGACAAGAAGGUCGACAACCCAAAGGAAGAUACCCAUGCCCAUGCCAAAGCUGGAUCACAAUCACAAUCACAAUCACAGCAUAAACACCUCUUUUACCUCGUCCACCCAGCCGACGCGCAAUACCGCCCGGAAGUCCCAGGAUACUACAUAACAUGCCUCUCCGCCGAUGCUCAAAAGUCACAAGGGAACAUGCAAUUCGAAACAUCCAAAACAGUCCUGCGCGGAACGGAAUUCCGGGCUCUACUCAGCCCUGGUCGGACGUGGGCAGAUAAACCGCUCUUCGACACACAUGGGCAGGCCCCGUUGUUUAUUGCGCGGCGGGAGGGGUUGAGGGGCAGUCAGUAUACCUGGCGGAAGCCGUUGGGGACGGAGCUGGGCCAUGAUUUUUGCAAGAAUGGGGAGACCCAUGGGCUGGUGAUUACAAGUCCGAUGGAGCAGGAGGGUAGGGAUGCGUUGGUGGCGCUGUGGGUGUUGAGGGUUUGGCAUGAUGUUGCUGAGAGUCCAAAGGCGAAGCGGGAAGCGUUGGCCCGCCUGACACCGGCAUCGGCUGCUUUAGGUCAUGGUAUGUUUCCAAAGAAGGCUGGGGCUCUUGGUGCUCUUGCGGUUCUUGGGGGUGGUGCCGGUGGUGGUUGUUGA
Molecule: messenger RNA, 891 nt
Organism: Aspergillus versicolor CBS 583.65
Lineage: Eukaryota; Fungi; Ascomycota; Eurotiomycetes; Eurotiales; Aspergillaceae
Exons: 2
Coding region: 1-891 (296 amino acids)
Source: RefSeq, a predicted model, not a curated record